Fusarium sp. VM40 is the source of this 1341-nucleotide messenger RNA. The record is from the annotation of a GenBank genome assembly. NCBI's taxonomy places the organism in Eukaryota, Fungi, Ascomycota, Sordariomycetes, Hypocreales, Nectriaceae.
AUGCCCAACACUGACAUUGACAAGUACCUUUGGCUAGCCUACUGCAAGGCUGUCCAAAACGCUGUCGGCGGACUGCCCGGACAUAAGCCCGCGCUGUUUUUCACCAAAAACGCGCAAAAGGCACCAGUUGCGUCGCCAGAUAUUGAUCCAGCCUACACGAAUUAUGGUAUCAACAGUAUCAUCAACAAUCUUCUGCAGACAAACGACUUGUUCUAUGAUCCUUCUCAUCACAAGACCUAUGUCCAGUGUUUACUUGAAUACCUUGUCUCCGUUAAGAUUGGCGAUGGUGACCAAGUUCGUGUAACAAUGAUAGGCCGUAACCUGGUUACUACUCUCGACCAGGCUCUGCGCGAGAGAGACCGUGCAUUGGACAAGUUCGAGAAAGAAGAGGGCUACGGAUUGACCGGCGAACAAGACUUUUCGCAAUGGUGGCCUACACAUGCUCCCGCAUACUCAGCAGCCAAACAAAAAGUCGAGGCUGUGGCUGCAGACUACCAGGCAUCGCUUCUUAGUGUUGGAGGACCAGCUGCCAGUCAGCUCGCUAGGGACUUCAACAGGAUCGUCAAAGCCCUGAUCGGAGGACAAUCAGUUGAAGGUAUAACCAUGCCAGCUUGCCAUGCCUCUGCAGACAUCACACGGGAACUGCUCGAAAGAGACAGAAUCCCACAUGCCAUCACAUAUGUCCCAGAGUUCCUUUCUCCACACUACACAUACCAGAUCGAGCAUUGGAUGAACGGCGUUGGCGACGGCGAUUCAUCCACCCAGAUCAAUGUCGCUGAUGGUAGAGAGGUUAACGAGUCUGACUUUGGCCACGCCGCCACAGACGGAUUCUCAUAUGGUCCAUGGCUGUCUUUUACAGCCGGCAAAGGAAGCACGAAUGAGAAAGCGGUGGCUUUCGGUACAGUCGACACUGAUACUUACCUUGAUGUUCAAUUCUCCUACGAUGAGAUUCAGACCAUUUCUGUACCAGCUGGUGACUGGAAUGUGCCCAGCCCUGGAAGACGGUACCAGCUAUCAAGUAGCGCCUCCGAGGAGUCUCGCAAACUCGCCUUCCCCGACUAUCUAGUUGUUGUGAGAAACCUUGGCUUCAAAAUUUCCAUUCGCGACGGUAAGCUCGCCAACCAAGUCGACGACAUGUUUGAUGAGGCCAAGUCCGCAGGCGGCUCAGUGAGAGUGUUUGGAAUUCCUGCCACACCGGAUGGUGAUGCUGACAAGGCCACGGAGGAGAAUGCACAUAUUGCUGAGUGGGACCGAGGCAGUGGACUCUUGUCGAUUCGGCCAACUCUUGAUGCUGGCUUUGCUUCUGUCGUUGCGCUUGUUGGCGAGUUGAACCUUUGUUAA